Molecule: messenger RNA, 1798 nt
Organism: Oncorhynchus keta (chum salmon)
Lineage: Eukaryota; Metazoa; Chordata; Actinopteri; Salmoniformes; Salmonidae
Exons: 4
Coding region: 1-1224 (407 amino acids)
Source: RefSeq, a predicted model, not a curated record
AUGCUGGUUCCAGCAGGCCACACCCCCUGCAGUAUGCUGGUUCCAGCAGGCCACUCCCCCUGCAGUAUGCUGGUUACAGCAGGCCACCCCCCUGCAGUAUGCUGGUUCCAGCAGGCCACCCCCCUGCAGUAUGCUGGUUACAUCAGGCCACCCCCUGCAGUAUGCUGGUUCCAGCAGGCCACCCCCUGCAGUUUGCUGGUUACAUCAGGCCACCCCCUGCAGUAUGCUGUUGUCCCUCCACUACCUCCCCAUUCAGCCAUCAGGUGUCCCUCCACUACCUCCCCAUUCAGCCAUCAGUUGUCCCUCCACUACCACCCUGUCCAUCCCUCCACUACCACCCCAUUCAGCCAUCAGUUAUCCCUCCACUACCACCCCAUUCAGCCAUCAGUUGUCCCUCCACUACCACCCCAUUCAGCCAUCAGUUAUCCCUCCACUACCACCCCAUUCAGCCAUCAGGUGUCCCUCCACUACCACCCCGUUCAGCCAUCAGUUAUCCCUCCACUACCACCCCAUUCAGCCAUCAGUUAUCCCUCCACUACCACCCCAUUCAGCCAUCAGGUGUCCCUCCACUACCACCCCGUUCAGCCAUCAGUUAUCCCUCCACUACCACCCCAUUCAGCCAUCAGUUGUCCCUCCACUACCACCCCGUUCAGUCAUCAGUUGUCCCUCCACUACCACCCCAUUCAGCCAUCAGGUGUCCCUCCACUACCACCCCAUUCAGCCAUCAGUUGUCCCUCCACUACCACCCCGUUCAGUCAUCAGUUGUCCCUCCACUACCACCCCAUUCAGCCAUCAGUUGUCCCUCCACUACCACCCCGUUCAGCCAUCAGUUGUCCCUCCACUACCACCCCGUUCAGCCAUCAGUUGUCCCUCCACUACCGCCCCGUUCAGCCAUCAGUUGUCCCUCCACUACCACCCCGUUCAGUCAUCAGUUGUCCCUCCACUACCACCCCAUUCAGCCAUCAGGUGUCCCUCCACUACCACCCCAUUCAGCCAUCAGUUGUCCCUCCACUACCACCCCGUUCAGUCAUCAGUUGUCCCUCCACUACCACCCCAUUCAGCCAUCAGUUGUCCCUCCACUACCACCCCGUUCAGCCAUCAGUUGUCCCUCCACUACCACCCCGUUCAGCCAUCAGUUGUCCCUCCACUAUCGCCCCGUUCAGCCAUCAGUUGUCCCUCCACUAUCGCCCCAUUCAGCCAUUAGCCACACCAAGGGAGCUGUGAAACACAUCAGAAGUUCACAAGUGAUGAACAUUACGAAUGACACUUUUACUGCCCCUCAUAUUCAUUAGUGUUCAUUAGUGUUUCAAUCGUUUACUUUUUGAAGUUUUCAUUUUGUACCAAGGGAUGAUCUCAUAAUAUAUUUCUGCAUCCUUUAAAUUGGAAUUGUAAAACUUUCCUCUCCAGGAGUUUCUGCCAAGUUAAAUAUGGAUUUAUGAAAUCAAACUCAUGCGAGACCAAUUGAGAAUGAACUGUGGUUCAGAAUGUAUUGCCUAGUCCUUUAUUUAACUAGGCAAGUCAGUUAAGAACAAAUUUUUUUUUUACAAUGAUGGCCUAGGAACAGUGGGUAAACUGCCUUGUUCAGGGGCAGAACGACAGACGGGGAUUCAAUCUUGCAAACUUUUGGUUACGAGUCCAACACUCUAACCACUAGGCUACCUGCCGCCCAAAUGCAAAGAUGCAAUGGUCAGCAUUUAAAUAAAUAGUUAACCUAACCUAAGAGUAAGGUUUUUAACUAAAUAGUUAACCUAACCUAAGAGGUAGUUAAUUACAGUAUGUAGUAGAUUGUACAGUUAGA